Molecule: messenger RNA, 2149 nt
Organism: Larimichthys crocea (large yellow croaker)
Lineage: Eukaryota; Metazoa; Chordata; Actinopteri; Sciaenidae
Exons: 3
Coding region: 692-1342 (216 amino acids)
Molecular function (GO): protein binding
Source: RefSeq, a predicted model, not a curated record
CCGCUGGUUAGGCUAGGGCGCACGGCGCAUCUAUGGCGCACGAGAAAAAAAGUUCGCCUCGGAGUCCGCCCAUGCAAAUGCCCCUUAUGUUAUAGCCCCCACACAUCUGUCUCUCCUCUAUAAUACCUUUCUGAAAUAUAAAUUCAAAUGAAGGUUUCAGACCAUCAUUAUCUCCACUGUGCCACUUUUGCCAGCUCCUGUCAAAGUGUUGAGGGAAACGUCUGUUUGACAGUGUGUCGGAAUGUAGUGAGGAUGGAGGCUCUCCCUUUCGUUUUCCACCGCACACGCUGUCUUUCGGGGCGCAUUGCGCAAUAGCAGACAGAGCUGCGGAAAGUCUACGCGUCUCGUUUUCUCACCUCCCGUACAAGCGGCGAAGGAGGGGGGCGUGUGUGAAGAGGCGAUAGGGAAAUCCAUGACUUCCGCGUUUUUCCUCCGUGUCCGAAACUCAGUACAUAGUAAAGUAUAAAAAGCCACCAUGAGCCACACAGUCGUGACAUUCACUUAAAGACGCGGACUGGUCUGUGUGACAACAAGAGGAGUAUGCUGAGGAGAUAAAACAUCUGGAGCUGUACAACUUCCAGAGCUUGCAUUUGCACUUCAAGACUUUUUGGUUUGCUUUACUUAAAAUCUGGAGAUAUUUCCCGAAGUUCAGGCAUCUAACUGUCGACUUUUGGGACAACAAAAUACAGAAAUGGAUGUUGAGUCUCUCCAGAAAAACAGCCGCCGGCGAACCCGCUGCCUGGACGUGUUUCUCGUCAUGUCCAUCAUCUUUCUGUUUGGGGCGCUGGCAGCUCUGGCUGUCGGCGGGGUGAGGGUCGUGGCCGAGCUGGAUUCCGAACUGUCCAAACUGAAGUCCAAACUGGAGCCCGAGAGUCAAUCUAAGGCAUUGAAGCAGACAGGAAACGAAUCUAGCCCAGUAUACAAGAUGGAGAACUUUGCCUUUCUGGAACCCAGCUCAAGCAGCUUACAGACCUCCACCAUGCAGUUUGAGCCAGUGUACUACGCUACUGAGAAGUCUAUAGGAAGCAAAUUUGUAUUUGACAAAGAACAGAAUUCUCUGCAGCCCCUACAGGAGGGGUCCUACUUCAUGUACAUUGAUCUCAACCUCACCUGCACCUACGACUGUGGUGCAGGCCUCCUAACCGUCCAAGUGGGCAAUCAUCUCACCUGCGAGGUGACACUUCCGAAAGCUGCAAAUUCAAAACCUGUGAGCAAGAAGUGCUGGACGGUGAGUUGGAUAAACAAGGAGAAACUGUUCACUCAGAUGACUGUAACAGACGGAGUUCAGAACUGGAGACUGGAGCUGAACAGCUCAAGACUUGGGAUGUUCCUUGUGGACUAAUGUGGACACUGUAGUGUUAGUACUGUCAUCAAGACGUAGAUCUGCCAGUGACCUGUCGGUCGUCACUAAACAACAGCAGCAGUUUGUGUUUUCUUGAAGUCCACGUGGGUGAAAAUGGGCUGUGUUACACACUGAAGGUGUAAAACAGGAUUUUAAGGUGGAAACUGAAGAGAAUUUGCCUUCAUGCCAAUGCAAACAACGUAUGGAAAAGACUAGACACUCAUCUCAUUCUGUAUAAAUAUGUAAAUAUCUUAUCUCUAUAUAAUAUAUUUAUUUGGUGAUAUGGAACUAUUUAUAUACCUAUAUUUAUGUGUUGCUAUUUUUUAAAAACAUGUUUAUUUUAAUGUAGAUAUCACUACAUUAGUGUUGAUGUGCAAUAUGCUGCGAGUUUCUUCAGCUUACGUUGUGUUAAAUGUGACUAUAUAGCUCUGUUUUCAUUUUAUAAAUGGCUGGGCUAACAAAAAUGUGUGUUUAUAACUCUGCUCCAAAACCCCAAUGAGCUCCGCAGGGACCUCAUUUAGAUCUACUAUAGUUAAGUGGAGUCAUUUCAUCUCUUCUGGCAGAUGAUGAGUGGUACUCUGCACACAAAAGAACAAAUACAAAAACAAGGUCCCAUUUUAAAAAAGAAAAAAAAAAUGCUCCUGUAAUCAAAACAUGAUCAGAAUUAACUAAAAUAUCUUUAAUAUGUGGACUCGUGAAAUGAGAAAAUGUUUUUUUUGAAAGAUAUGUAAGUCCUAUGGACAAACUACAUGAUGUUGAAUGUAUUUUAUUGUAAUCCAUAUUAAAAAUGGAUACAGUGAACACUGA